AUGGGCGUCCAGGCCCAUGUCUCCGCUGUCAAGGUGAUUGUCAGGUGCAAUAAUGGAAAGAAGUCCGCCUCAGUCAACGACCUCGACGCAGGAAACAACGAAGAAACCACAGCGCAUCUUGGCAUGCAUGCUGUGCCAGCAACGGAAGGUCAAGUCGCAUCAGCACAAUGUGUGCCAUCGACACUGCUGCCUCGCAAGCGCCGUCGCAAGCUUCCAGAGGGUGAGGCAAAGCUACUUGAUCGUAUCAGACACUACGAGUCACUAUUGCGGGACAACAACAUCGCCUUCGAGCCAUUUCAGGCUAACAAUGUCGGAGCCGGGCAGCCACAAUCAUCAGUUGGUGGUCAGAUGUGGGAGUCAUUGCCGCACGAUAGCAGUCCACCGCGCUUGCCACGGCGAAGUGAUAUGAAGGAGGAAGGCACGCGAUAUGAAGACUUCAGAUCAGCGGUAGAUCGAUGGUUUGACGAGAGCGAAUCUGCCGAGGCGCCCUCUGCACACGAGGACGAAAGCGAUGGCCACAAACAGCAAUCCACCACCCUCCGUCGAAUGUGGACGCGGCAAAGUCGCAGCGGAAACAACAACAUCCUCUUCGGUUUCCGCCAGCUGAACCUCGACUUGUCAGUAAUGCAUCCCAACCAAGUCCAGAUCUUCCGCCUCUGGCAGAUCUAUCUCGACAACGUGAACCCGAUGCUCAAAGUCACUCAUACGCCGACGUUGCAGACACAGAUCAUUGAGGCGGCCUCCGAUGUAUCGAAGAUCGAGCCCAAUCUACAGGCCCUGAUGUUUAGUAUCUAUUCCACCUCGGUAAUGACUCUCACAGAGCAGCAAUGCCAGUCGCAAUUGGGGUCGAGUCGGGCUGAUUUGCUGACUGGGUAUCAAAUGGCUACUCAGCAGGCGCUACUUGAUUGCGACUUCUUGAGCACUGAUAGUCGUAACUGCCUGACAGCGCUGUUUCUCUACUUGGUAUCUGCUCGCAAUGAAGCGAUUGCGGAUCCUCGAGCAAUUGCUUCUCUGCUCGGUGUGGCAUUGAGAAUCGGAGAACGAAUCGGAAUUCAGCUAGAGUCAGCGAACGUCAAGGCGGGCGUUGUGGAAGGCGAGCUCCGACGUCGACUUCACUGGGCGCUCAUGGCCUUUGACCGUCGGAUCUGCGAGAUAGCAGGCUACAGACUGUCUCUUACACAUUCCGGCGACUGCAAACCGCCACUCAAUGUCAACGACUUUGAUUUACGGCCCGAAAUGCAGACCGCGCCGGAAUCCCACAAAACGCCUACCGAGGCGCUCUUCGUGGCAGUCCGCAGCCUGAUGGUCGAUCGCUUAAUGGACUUCAUGGCGCAACCAGCCGAGGCUUCCGAGGCAUCCAGGUCGAAAGCUGAUGCACUGAUCGCUGACUUUGAACGACAGCUCGAUGAGACUUUCUUUCGGUUCUGCAACCCAGAAAAUCCACUGCAUUUCAUGACGAUGUGGUCCGUCCAGGGCGCGCUCUGCAAGUUCCGUCUCAUGAUGCGAUACUCCUUGCCUUCGAACUCGGCCCAGUCAGAGUCCCAGAAGCAGACAUUACGCGACCUCGCUUUCGCAGAUGCCAUCAAUGCUCUUGAGGCUGAUACAAAGCUCUCCUCAUCUCCGCAUACCAGAGGCUUCAGCUGGUACUUGAACAUGUACUUUCCCUUUCCUGCAUACAUACAUCUUGUGCAGGAACUCAAGGAGCGACCGAUCGGCGAGCAUGCAGAUCAAGCGUGGUUGAAGAUGUCCGAGAACUUCGCAGCACGAAUUGACGACAUGGAUUGCACAGAGAAUGGUGUGGUGAGGACGUUUGCCCGGCGUAUCUUACAAAUCUGGGACAUGCGCGAAGCAGCCAUUCUUGCCAGACCAGGGGCACCUCCCAGCAUUGAGACACCGGACAUGGUCCUGCAGUUCCGUCAAAUACUGGCACAAGGACCAUCAGCAUCAAGCAACGUGACGCCUUCUGCUGCGGCCGUGGAGGCGGCGAAAGGCGGUGCAAUGCUUGGAGUGUCAACUUCAGACCAUGUGAAUGCUUCUGGUCUCCCGACACCAUCGAGCUUUGAUGCUGGAGCGAUGCAAUACAGUGGUGCUAGCGCUGACGCCUUCCCUGGUACGUACGCGGAUGCUGGGAUCGACUUCAAUGGGAUGGGAUCGAUGCAGUGGAACGUCAACUUCUGGAAUCAGAUGAAUGCGCCCACGUGGUGGUGA
Messenger RNA from Cyphellophora attinorum, 2208 nucleotides. RefSeq lists its product as uncharacterized. The transcript is spliced from 2 exons. The record is from RefSeq and is a predicted model, not a curated record. Lineage: Eukaryota; Fungi; Ascomycota; Eurotiomycetes; Chaetothyriales; Cyphellophoraceae. Gene Ontology annotation, molecular function: zinc ion binding; DNA binding. The coding region runs from base 1 to 2208 and encodes 735 amino acids. Gene Ontology annotation, biological process: DNA-templated transcription.